Molecule: messenger RNA, 702 nt
Organism: Triticum turgidum subsp. durum (durum wheat)
Lineage: Eukaryota; Viridiplantae; Streptophyta; Magnoliopsida; Poales; Poaceae
Source: the annotation of a GenBank genome assembly
AUGUCGACGUCGUCGCCGGCGAGCGGGGCCGCGUCGCCGGAGGCGGAGGGCGGCGGGGGCAGGAAGUACAAGGGCGUGCGGCGGCGCAAGUGGGGCAAGUGGGUGUCGGAGAUCCGGCUGCCCAACAGCCGGGAGCGCAUCUGGCUGGGCUCCUACGACGCGCCCGAGAAGGCCGCGCGCGCCUUCGACGCCGCCUUCGUCUGCCUCCGCGGGCCCGGGGCCGCCGGCGCCGACCUCAACUUCCCGGACUCGCCGCCGCCGCCGUGCCGCCACAGCGUCGACCCGCAGGAGGUGCAGGCGGCCGCGCUCUCCCACGCCAACCGCGCCACAGUCUCGGCCCGGGAGGCGGCCGCCGCGCUCAUGGACGUGGCCGACGACUGCUUCUCGCGGGCGCCGGCCGCGCUGUCGAUGGAGCAGUGGCCCGUGACACAGCCGUCGUGGCCGCAGCAUGAGAAUGGCGCCAUGGACAUUUUCGGCGGCGAGGUGGCGGCCGCGCCGGACGGCAGCAUCGACUGGCGCUCGGUCAUGGCGCACCAGCCGCCGCUCUUCUCGCCGACGGCCGGCUGGGGCAGCAAUGCGUACGACUUCCUGCAGGUGACGCCGCCACCGACGCAGGGCGACGAGGACAUGGAGGAGUGUGGCCAUGGCGCCAGCGCUUCCCUGUGGAGCUUUGACUCCCGAGACUCAUACUUCAGAUACUAG